Orycteropus afer afer is the source of this 1495-nucleotide messenger RNA. It is a transcript of the gene LNPK, whose product is annotated as lunapark, ER junction formation factor. Gene Ontology annotation, biological process: endoplasmic reticulum tubular network organization. The record is from RefSeq and is a predicted model, not a curated record. NCBI's taxonomy places the organism in Eukaryota, Metazoa, Chordata, Mammalia, Tubulidentata, Orycteropodidae. Gene Ontology annotation, cellular component: endoplasmic reticulum tubular network.
CCAGGCCCAUCGCUCUGUCAGUGGCUGCUGCUGCCUGCACCCGAGGCAGGCUGUGUUGUGGUGGCCGAGGCUGGCCGGGUGGACGCCAACGCCAGGCGUUGCCCUCUUCUCGCAGCUGAGAAUUCCUCUGGACGGUUAAUGGUGUUUGUCAUUGUGCCCUGUUUCUACAAAUAAAUGAUGGGUGGAUUAUUUUCUCGAUGGAGGACAAAACCUUCAACUGUAGAAGUUCUGGAAAAUAUAGAUAAGGAAAUUCAAGCAUUGGAAGAAUUUAGUGAAAAAAAUCAGAGAUUACAAAAGUUAUGGGUUGGAAGAUUAAUUCUCUAUUCUUCAGUUCUCUACCUGUUUACAUGCUUAAUUGUAUACUUAUGGUAUCUUCCUGAUGAAUUUACAGCAAGACUUGCCAUGACACUACCAUUUUUUGCUUUUCCAUUGAUCAUCUGGAGCAUAAGAACAGUGCUUAUAUUUUUCUUUUCCAAGAGAACAGAAAAAAAUAAUGAAGCACUGGAUGAUUUAAAAUCCCAGAAGAAAAAAAUACUUGAAGAAGUCAUGGAAAAAGAAACUUAUAAGACGGCAAAAUUAAUUCUUGAAAGGUUUGAUCCAGACUCAAAGAAAGCAAAGGAGUAUGAGCCGCCAUCUGCUGGAGCAGCUGUAACUGCAAAACCUGGACAAGAGAUUCGUCAGCGAAAUACAGCUCAAAGAAACCUUUCCCCAGCAUCAACAACUGCUAACCAGGGCCCUCCUCCACAAGUUCCAGUGUCUUCUGGACCACCAAAGGACACUUCCGCCCCUGGUGGACCCCCAGAAAGAACUGUUGUUACUCCAGCUCUACCAUCAAAAGUGUUACCAAGACGUCUUGGAUCCCCUGCUACUUCAGUGCCUGGAAUGGGCCUUCAUCCUCCAGGUCCACCUUUAGCAAGACCCAUUCUCCCUCGAGAACGAGGUGCUCUGGAUAGAAUUGUUGAGUAUUUAGUUGGUGAUGGCCCACAGAACAGGUAUGCCCUUAUAUGUCAGCAGUGUUUUUCUCAUAAUGGCAUGGCUUUGAAGGAAGAAUUUGAAUAUAUUGCCUUUCGAUGUGCCUACUGUUUUUUCUUGAAUCCUGCAAGAAAAACCAGACCCCAGGCUCCAAGACUUCCAGAGUUUAGUUUUGAGAAGAGGCAGGCAGUGGAAGGCUCUGGUUCAGCUGGUCCCUUGCCAUCAGGAAAUAUGCUUCCAUCAGAAAACCAACUCAGUGAAGAAUCUUUAGAAGAACAAGAUGUUACUGAUAACAGUACAGAACAAAUAGAUGACAAAAUAUCAGCUACAGAGCAGACAAUCCAAGUGAUUGAAAAAGCACCUGGUACAGAGGAACCAGAGGAGAAACCAGAAGAGACCGAGAAUGAGGAGACCUCAAUGAAUGAAGCCAAGUCAACAAUUACCAGUGUUGAUUCUCUUCCUUAUCCGGAACUAAGUGGAGAAUCUUUGAUGACAAAGGAGUAAAUGCUUCCACGUGCCUUCA